AUUUGUUUGGUUUAAUUCAAUUAUUAGUCUUGUAUUAUGCAUACACUUAUAGUUUUUUGGUGAACUAUAAGAAUAAGGCAAAGUCUGAACAACAAGCACGACUAGUGCUCAAACUCGGGCUACACUUGAGACGGUGAACACACUAACUAUUAGGCCAUGGGUUCUUAGUUUUUAAUAUAUUAUUUCUGACAAUUCCAUCAUCAGGCUACAAGCUUCUGAAAUCUUAAUUACACCACUAACCAUUCUAAUAUUCUAAUCUAAUAAUAUCAGCAUGUUGAGAUCAAGCAUUUAAUUUAUAGAUGGUGGUAUUUACCAAAGCAAAGAAACUCAUAUCUCAAUUAUAUAAAUAAACCUGCAUGGUCAAGCUCACUGAUAGUCUUUCAUACUAGCGUGGCUGAUGGGGGAAACAAAAGUCAACCCUGUAAUUUGGUCAAGCAUGACUAACAGGAAACUUCCCUUGAAACUGCAUGCAAUUACCAACUACAAUUUCAAGGAUUUCCAUGUCCAAAAGAUCACUUUGAAGGGAAGGGUCCCUCAAUAUUUGUCAAAAGCAGCUUUGAGGAAGGUUCAACUCAAAGAUGGAGCCGCAUAAGGAAGCAGUGAAAGAAGAAAGUGAGCAUGUUAUGGCGAUUGCUUGUACAAUCAUGGCUGGUGUUUCCCCUGUGUCAGUGGCUAAUUCUCACACUCAACACCCAUUUCCAACCCCUUCACCAUUUUCUUUCUCAGGGGCUACUACACGGCGAACUUAUACACCUUCCAUACAUCAUUUAAAUCUCUUCCUUCGAUUCUUGCAGCUUCUCUUCUCCUUUAUUUCAGCCCUCACACUGGCUACUCCACCCUCAAAUAACAACGGUGGCCAACGAUCACCUAGCUUCAUCGAGUACCCUGAACUAACAUAUGGCUUCAUUGUAGCUAUUUUAGCUUUCCUUUACGCAGCUUUCCAACUGUUUAAAGGUAUUUCUGACAUUGCUCACAGAGGCAUUCUAAUAUCAGACAAGACCUCAGACUACCUUAGCUUUGUCUUCGACCAGUUGACGGGCUACCUUGUCGUCUCAUCUGCUUCAGUAGCAAUGCCGAUCAUUCGACAACAGGUUGGGCAAAGCACACCACUUUGGAAGGGAACCAUUGUAUCAACUAGCAUGUCCUUUGCAACUUUUCUGGUUAUAGCAAUCUCUGCUCUCUUGUCUGGCUACAAGCUUUGCAAGAGAAUCGUCUGGUGAUGUCACUUGCUGUUGGUGUUAUACAGGGGCUUCAUUCUGCUCUUGUAAUUAAUAGCUUAAAACUGUAUACUCCUGUAAAAACAUCCUGCUUCUUACUUAAAAGCCCAUCCAUGGGCCAUAAAUUAUUCUGUAACCAUACACAUGGAGUUUGGUCAAGUCGGUACUCUUUAA
Molecule: messenger RNA, 1391 nt
Organism: Gossypium raimondii (Peruvian cotton)
Lineage: Eukaryota; Viridiplantae; Streptophyta; Magnoliopsida; Malvales; Malvaceae
Product: CASP-like protein 4A4
Exons: 3
Coding region: 579-1220 (213 amino acids)
Source: RefSeq, a predicted model, not a curated record